Molecule: messenger RNA, 726 nt
Organism: Closterium sp. Naga37s-1
Lineage: Eukaryota; Viridiplantae; Streptophyta; Zygnematophyceae; Desmidiales; Closteriaceae
Source: the annotation of a GenBank genome assembly
AUGGCUGAUCUUGACUGGGUGCCGUAUCUUACAGAGGAGGGGCUUAUAACGGACUGCACGCAAGCGGGAGCCAAGGCGUCAGUGUAUGGCAUCUACAAUGACGACAAAGUGCUACAGUACAUCGGCGUGUCUCGCCAGGUAUACCAGAGCAUGUGGCUGCACUUUGCGCGGGUGCCAAACGCAUGUGCGUGGAUAAAGGUGACCCACAUCUCCUCCUCACCCAUCACCAUCCCCCCCUCCUCCCUCUCCACUAACCCCUCCCCCCACUCCCAGGUAUACCAGAGCAUGCGGCUGCACUUCGCGCGGGUACCGAGUGCAUGUGCGUGGAUUAAGGUGACCCACAUCACGCGCCCCUCCAAGGCGGUGCUAGAGGCUAUCAAGGACCAGUGGAUCGCAGAGAACGGGUUUGCCCCCCCGGGGAAUGACGAGGGGCCGGAGCAGAACCGGUGGGAGAACCCUCUUGACUGCAAGCCCCUCAUGACUGAGGAAGAGAAGAAGUCAGUGGACUAUGCUGCUCCCGGGCCUCCCAAGGCCAAGGCACUGAAGGAGGUAGCGAGACGAGUGGAGCGUGAGCUAGAGGCAGCGUUCAAGGCGCGGAAUUGCAAGGAGGUGCUGCGGUUCGACCCCAAGCUCAAGGAGGAUGGACUCCUGGACCUCAAGAGCACGGCCGCUCGGGCUCCUGAUACGGCUGUUCCGACUUCCACUCCCCAGGCCACCAAGGCUUGA